AGGAGGAGUGGAGUGGGGAGCUGGCGGAGGGAAAGGCAGCCGAUGUUAGUGGAGGUUGCUCACCUUGUGCAGCAAACACGAAGCCGCUCUGUCCACCUGUGAAGCUCCGCGUGUCCCACGCGCCUCCCCCCCUGUCCAGCGCCCGCGCGCCGCUCUCCAAUUUAGCACGAGACGUUGAACUUUGAAGCACCGGCGGCAGAUUGUUCCAGCAGCUGACCACAGUGAACGAAGAUGCAGUGUCCCACAAUCUUUGCAGAAGUCCCUGAUGAGGAGAGAAGGAACAGGAAAUAAGUGACUCUAGGAAACGGCAGGUCCUUAUGGUGGAGGUGGUGUUAGAUGCCCCUUGCCAUGCCUCCUGCCAUGACAGACCUCCUGGACAUAUGGGCGGCCCACUCGCCCCUGGCCGGACACGCUCCGGACCAGAUCACCGUGGACUUUCUGCUGCCCACCGGCAUCUACAUCCAGAUGGAUGUUCCCCGCGAGGCCACCAUCCAACACAUCAAACUGCUCUUAUGGAAGCAGGCUCAGAACUUCCCUCUGUUCCCGUCUCUUGGCGAAAUGGAGAGCCACAUGUUCGAAUGCGUCAACCAGGCAGCUGUGCACGAAGAGCUGGAGGAUGAAACCCGCCGGCUGUGCGACGUCCGGCCCUUUCUGCCCGUCCUGAAGCUGGUGACGCGCAACUGCGGACGAGCCGAGCGCCUGCUGGACUCCAAGAUAGGAGUUCUCAUUGGGAAAGGACUCCAUGAGCUGGAGAACAUCAACGACCAGGAAGUGAAGGACUUCCGCAGUAAGAUGUUCCGUUUGAGCGAGGAGAAGAUGCAGCGGGUGCAGAUGAUGACGUGCACCGAGUGGCUGCAGGCCUGCUUCUCCCCGCAGCUGGAGCCGGCGCCUUUGACCACUAUCACAGACGGCCUCAAUGACCGGCCGGCCGACCUUAAAGUCAUCAUCCACUUUGACCAGUCUCAGGAUUCGACCAGUCUGAAGGUGUCGUUGUCGUCUUGCACGCCCUCUGAGCUGAUGGAGAUGGCUGUGAAGAAGUGGCUCAUCACCCACGCGCCUGAGGAGGAGGCCUGGAGGGGCCAGUAUGUGCUCCGAGUCAGCCAUUGCCUGGAGUUCCUCUGUGGAGACCAUCCUCUGAUUCAAUACAAGUACAUCCGCACAUGCCUUCAAGCCAAAGAAACUCCUCACCUCACCCUGGUCCACUCCAGCACCAUCAAGGCCAUGUUUGACAAGGAAAUGUCUGCCAUCGGAGCUGUGGUUAGCCGCAAGUCCUCCAACCCACCGUUACCGCUACCUCCCAAAAGAAGGAACCCCACGCAGGUCCAGACGUGUGUGUGGGACGUGUCGAGCCCGUUCAGGAUAGUCCUCGUCAAAGGCAGCAAGGUGAACGCUGAAGAGAGUGCCAAGGUCCAGGUGAGGGCGGGCCUCUUCCACGGCACAGAGCUGCUUUGCAAGCCGGCGGUGAGCAGCGAGAGCAGCGGCCGCUCGGAGCACACCUGGAAGGACAACGCUCUGGAGUUUGAGAUCUCCAUCUCCGACCUGCCGCGCAUGACCCGCCUCUGCUUCGCCAUCUACGGCGUCAUGGAUAAGGUCAAAAAGCAGAAGUCUACCAAAAAUCCUCACAUAAAUAAAUACCAGACCAUCCGAAAGGCAGGGAAAGUGCACUACCCCAUAGCUUGGGUCAACACCAUGGUGUUUGACUACAAAGGGCAACUGAAGACUGGAGACAUCAUCCUGCACUGCUGGUCUUCUUUUCCAGAUGAACUUGAAGAGAUGCUGAACCCAAUAGGAACCAUUCAGACUAACCCGUACACUGAGAACGCCACGGCGCUGCACAUCCACUUUCCAGAGUACUCCCCCCAUCCCGUCGUCUUUCCCGCCUUCGACAAGAUCCUGGAAAAAGCCGCACAGAUUGCCAGAGCCAGCGACUGCAUAUCCAUAGGACGCGGCGGUAAGAAGUUCCACAUCGAACUGAAGGAGAUCAUGGAGCGGGACCCGCUUUCUCAGCUGUGUGAAAACGAGAAGGAUUUGAUUUGGACACUACGCCACGACUGCUAUGAGAACUUCCCCCAGUCUCUACCAAAGCUGCUGCUCUCUGUUAAGUGGAGCAAACACGAGGACAUGGCUCAGCUCCAGGCAUUGCUUCAAAUUUGGCCCAGAUUGAGUCCCAGAGACGCUCUGGAGCUUCUGGACUUUAACUAUCCUGAUCAGUACGUCAGAGAGUACGCCGUGCGCUGCCUGCGGGAUAUGAGCGAUGAGGAACUGUCCCAGUACCUGCUGCAGUUGGUGCAGGUGCUGCGCUAUGAGCCGUAUUACGACUGUGCCCUCACCCACUUCUUGCUGGAUCGUGCGCAAAGCAACCGUAAAAUUGGCCACUUCCUCUUCUGGCAUCUGAGGUCAGAGAUCCACAUGCCAGCCGUGUCGGUCCAGUUCUCCCUCAUCCUGGAGGCGUAUUGUAGAGGAAGCAUCCCUCAUAUUGAGGUUUUAAAGAAACAGGUUGAAGCCCUCAGUAAACUGAAAUCUGUAAAUGAGCUCAUCAAACUGGGGACCAUCAAGAACGCCCGCAGCAAAACGAAGGAGGCGAUGCUGACCAAGGAGGCCAUGAUGACCUGUUUGAGACAGAGCGGCUAUUCGGAGGCUCUGUCGGACCUGAACUCCCCUCUCGACCCCAGUGUGCUGCUGUCUGACAUCAAUGUGGAGAAGUGCCGCUAUAUGGACUCCAAAAUGAAGCCUCUGUGGAUCGUUUACAACAACAAGCUGCUUAACGGGGAUACUUUGGGGAUCAUCUUUAAAAACGGAGACGGUAGGAAUCACACAGUCGUCCUUCAUCCUUUUAUUCCAAGGAGAUUCUUCCACAGACAUUCUAAUUCACAGACUGACACACAAUCUAUGUCAAGAAAUGCAUUAGUCUUCUCCCUCAUUACUUUAACGACACCAAAUAAAUUCCAGCUGCCUACAGAGAGAAGAAGCCAAGAGCUCUUCCACAUAGACUUCGGUCACAUCCUCGGCAACUUCAAGUCCAAGUUCGGCAUCAAAAGGGAACGCGUUCCCUUCAUCCUCACGCACGACUUCAUCCACGUCAUUCAGCAGGGCAAGACGGGGAACACGGAGAAAUUUGGCAGUUUCCGUCAGUACUGCGAGGAUGCUUAUCUUGUCUUGAGGAAGAACGGCAACCUCUUCAUCACCCUGUUUGCCCUCAUGCUGACUGCUGGACUACCGGAGUUGACUUCUGUCAAAGACAUCCAAUACUUAAAGGACUCUCUGGCUUUGGGGAAGACGGACGAUGAGGCCCUGAAACAGUUUCGCCAAAAGUUUGACGAGGCACUGAGAGAAAGCUGGACGACCAAGGUGAACUGGAUGGCCCACAACGUGGCCAAAGACAACCGCUCCUAGAGCCGCUGGAACCCUGGGGGUCAGGAAGUCUGUGAUGGGAGGUGUAGACGGGGCCAAAGAGACGGCGUAGGGGGGGCAUGAAUAUUUAUAUAUAAAACCCUGGUUUAAAGAAGGGAAGUAGCUCAAAACAAACACUGUAAAUAAAAAAAGAUUAUCUACUACGGGGUAGUUCAGGUACCCUGCAACCUCCUCCUCGCCCUCUGAAACCAUGGCAUGGUGCCCCCACGGACUUCAAAACGAUGGUCUGGAAUCAUUUCUGUGGAAUUGCCAUUAUUGCUAGAUUUGCACGGACUGGACGGCUGGUGGAGGAGGCGGCUAGAAGAGGGGGGCGAAGACCUCCCUGUGGAGAAGCUGCAGCAUCAUGAACUACAGCAGCGUUUCAGGGAGGCUGCUGGGAAACGUUUAUCUCAACCACAGCCCUCAACCAGCUGGGCUGCGAUAAAGAAACUUCCAACAGAGAAGUCCUCCAUGUCUUAAAAUGGCGAGCGCCGCGACCUCGAACCCGUCGUCUGAAGGGCCGCCGCCAAACUGCAGGAAGAUUGUAUUUGUUUUGUUUUUACUGUGUAAGAAACAUUUACGUGCCAGACUACUUUACUAGUCCACAGGGUGAAGUGGAGGGGAAGGAGAGCUUCGUGGUCCGCGGUCCGACUUGGACCUCUCUGCACUCGAAUGUUUUUAGAGCCCUUUGAGUAAAAGACUUUUAAUAAACUAAACACUUUAUUCUGUUUGUAUUUUUAUUGUUUUUAAACCUACAGAUUCUGAAGCAUUACCAUGACUGUCCUGUUUGACUUUUAAAUUUUUAAAAAUUUUUUUUUUAAAGGGCCAACAAGCAGCGAUGUCAAAUGCUGAUUCUUUUAACGUGUUACAACCAAAAAUCAUUUUUAUCCUCUGGUUUUAAUAAUCUGUUUCCGAGCUGAAUGUGCAAACCUGUUUCCCACUCUGUCAAGUGCAUUGGUUCUUAUACCAGCGGACGUGGGCGGAGCCAGCUUACCGGUAGGCGGGAUUUGUCCUAAAAAAGCUAAAUGUUAGACUGUGACGUAGAGGUACGUCUUGUUCCGUCUUACGGUUCCAGAAUCUGCUUCUGUAUUCAUCGUUUGUGCAAUAUCCCAGUUAAUGUCCCAUCAAAUCUGAUCUUAAUCGCGGGCUCUACGAGUUCGUCUCGCGUCGUGCUUCGCGGGAGAAGCGGCUCUAAAUCGCACCGUUAGCCUUCAGAAGUCUCAAACACUGGAUGUUGUAAAAUGUACAGGCUUUAACUGUGUUGCCUUUUUUUUGUUUUCAUAGGAGUUUUAUUAAAGUUAUU
Cyprinodon variegatus (sheepshead minnow) is the source of this 4693-nucleotide messenger RNA. RefSeq names its product phosphatidylinositol-4,5-bisphosphate 3-kinase catalytic subunit beta (gene pik3cb). NCBI's taxonomy places the organism in Eukaryota, Metazoa, Chordata, Actinopteri, Cyprinodontiformes, Cyprinodontidae. Gene Ontology annotation, cellular component: cytoplasm; plasma membrane; phosphatidylinositol 3-kinase complex. Gene Ontology annotation, molecular function: 1-phosphatidylinositol-3-kinase activity; 1-phosphatidylinositol-4-phosphate 3-kinase activity. Gene Ontology annotation, biological process: phosphatidylinositol-3-phosphate biosynthetic process; phosphatidylinositol 3-kinase/protein kinase B signal transduction; phosphatidylinositol-mediated signaling. The record is from RefSeq and is a predicted model, not a curated record. Bases 337 to 3393 code for a protein of 1018 amino acids. The transcript is spliced from 21 exons.